Molecule: messenger RNA, 3929 nt
Organism: Megachile rotundata (alfalfa leafcutting bee)
Lineage: Eukaryota; Metazoa; Arthropoda; Insecta; Hymenoptera; Megachilidae
Gene: ari-1
Product: E3 ubiquitin-protein ligase ariadne-1
Biological process (GO): protein ubiquitination
Molecular function (GO): zinc ion binding; ubiquitin-protein transferase activity
Source: RefSeq, a predicted model, not a curated record
AAAACGGUAGUUGGUGACGAGGACGUUUCGUCGUCGCGUCACUAAUAGAUUUUUCAGUUCCUCGGAUAGUAUUGCGUGAAAUUUUGUGUUUAUUCAUAUUCAUCGAUCGACUGCCCUUAACUUCAUACAACGAACGCGAAUCGAAAAUAACAAAGUAUUCUUCAGUCAUUGAGAAAAGUCAUUUGUACUCAUUACUAUGGACGUGACAGCAGUGAUCGAGCUAUAAGCUCGUCCCGUGUCUCGUAGCAAAUGGUGCAGUCUAGAUUAACUUAUGGAUUAGUCUACUGAUUUGUCGAAUGCAAUGGAUGAAAGGAUUGUUGUGAAUGUUUAAGUAAAGAGAAAUGAACGAUAAAGCUUCUUGCUUUAUUCGGGAAGUAGCGAACGAUGACGUCAUGUGCUGAAACAUAAGCUGUUUUCACCUUGUUCCGCUACAACAGUAUUUCGCGGGUACAGGUGCAAAAUAGAUAGAAAGAAUUAUAUUUAUAUAUUGACUAUUUGAAAAAUAAAAGGAAUUAUAAUGGAUUCUGAAGAGGAAAUGUAUGAUGAUGUUGAUUCUGGUAAUGAAUCCAGCGGGGAUGAUGUGGACUUUGCAAUGGAAAUAGAAGCUGGGAAUCCAAGAGAACGGGCAACAGAUGUUGAUGAUUAUCCCUUUGAAGUUUUGUCUACAGAAGAAAUAGUGCAACACAUGGUUGAUUCCAUUAAAGAAGUCAACACAGUUGUGGAAAUACCAGCAACAACUACUCGGAUUUUAUUAAAUCAUUUUAAGUGGGAUAAAGAAAAAUUGAUGGAACGCUUCUAUGAUGGUGAUCAAGAGAAAUUAUUUGCAGAAGCCAGAGUUAUUAAUCCAUUUAGAAAGGGUCCACUAAAUAGAAAUCGGUCAUCACAAAGUUCUCUGUCUAGAAGAACUUCAACAAAUGGUACUGAGGAAUGUGGGAUUUGUUUCACGGUGCAGCCAUCUGCAAUGAUGACUGGUCUUGAAUGUGGGCAUCGCUUUUGUACUGGUUGCUGGGGAGAAUAUCUUACCACUAAAAUUAUGGAAGAAGGAGUGGGUCAAACGAUAGCAUGUGCAGCACAUGCCUGUGACAUUUUAGUAGAUGAUGCUAGUGUUAUGCGUCUUGUGAAAGAUUCAAAAGUUAAACUGAAAUAUCAACACUUAAUAACUAAUAGUUUUGUUGAAUGUAAUAGGUUAUUAAGGUGGUGUCCAUCUCCAGAUUGUAAUAAUGCUAUAAAAGUACAGUAUGUAGAAGCGAGACCAGUAACUUGUAAAUGUGGACACACAUUCUGUUUUCAUUGUGGUGAAAAUUGGCACGAUCCUGUGAAAUGUCACUUGUUACGUAAGUGGAUCAAAAAGUGUGAUGAUGAUUCUGAAACAUCAAACUGGAUUGCUGCAAAUACAAAAGAGUGUCCAAAAUGUAAUGUCACCAUUGAGAAAGAUGGAGGAUGUAAUCACAUGGUGUGCAAAAAUCAAAACUGUAAAACUGAUUUUUGUUGGGUGUGUCUUGGACCUUGGGAACCACAUGGUUCCAGUUGGUACAAUUGCAAUCGUUAUGAUGAAGAAGAGGCUAAAGCUGCAAGAGAUGCUCAAGAAAAAUCACGCUCUGCAUUACAAAGAUACUUAUUUUAUUGUAACAGAUAUAUGAAUCAUAUGCAAUCAUUGAAAUUCGAAAGUAAACUGUACGCACGUGUGAAAGAGAAAAUGGAAGAGAUGCAACAGCAUAAUAUGUCAUGGAUCGAGGUACAAUUUUUAAAGAAAGCAGUAGAUAUUUUGUGUUCUUGUAGACAGACACUCAUGUAUACUUACGUUUUUGCUUACUACGUGCGAAAAAACAACCAGUCUGUGAUUUUUGAAGAUAACCAAAAAGACUUAGAAGGCACGACAGAACGUCUUUCCGAAUAUCUUGAGAGAGACAUUACGAGCGAAAAUCUUGCUGACAUUAAACAAAAAGUUCAAGAUAAAUAUAGAUACUGCGAUAGUCGAAGAAAAGUUCUUUUGGAACAUGUUCAUGAGGGCUAUGAAAAGGAUUGGUGGGACUAUGUGGAAUAGAGAUCUGCACCAGCUUUGUUUUUUGGGCGUAUCAGACAAGGUUCCUUUCUUGUCAUUUUUGCCCCAGCUGUGAUAAAUCAAGAAAGCUGACAAGAGACAAAAAUAGAGCAUGUCAUUGAGUGAUUUACGUGUUAGAUAUACUUUAAACAUAAUAUUAUCUGUGGCAACACACAUAUAUCGUUAUGAAUUUUGAAUUGAUUAAAAUUGAAUCCUAUUAUCAUCAGGCUAAAUGUAAAGUACUUUUGUAUUGAUUACUGAUGCUGAUUUGCACUUGUCGUGUGCUAUUCAUCAUUGCAUAUUUUGAUCCUUCAUAAACAUGCCUUGCAAUAAUAUUUUCGAGUCUCGAAUGAAUUUUGUAUAGAGCAUAAAGAAAAUUGAACGGUGCGUCAUUGUGCUGGACAAACGUUUAUCUCGAAUUUGCUUAAUAUAUUUUAAUGCCAUAAUAUAAUGAUACGAUUUACCUUUUCAUACUAUUACAAGAUUAAAUAAUCUUUGAAAGGGAAAACUUCUCAAAUAGUACAUGAAAAGGCUAAUUAUAAAUACUAGAUUACCUUGACCUCGUCUUUUAUUCUCAGUCCUGUGCACUCGAUUUAUAAAGGGAUUAAAAAGGAUAUUGCUGCAAAUAAGAUUCAUAAAAUGUCUUACCAUUUCUGCUCUAUUUUGGACAGUAACGUGUCCAGGCUAUAACUGCCAAUCUUAUGAAAAACUGAAUUUAAGUGAUCAUGUCGUCAGUAUCAUGUGCAAUUUUUACAUCAGUUUAUAUUUUUAUAUGUUAUGUUAGUUUUAUUUCCUAUAUAAUAACAGUUAAGUAAAUGACUUAUGUAUCGAUGAAAAAAAAGAAAGUGAAUUUGUUUACAAAUAUAGAAUGAAAAACAUUUAAAAUUUGAAUGAAAUUGUAGUUUUAUUUUAUUUUUAUUAAAGUGAAACUGGUAUAACACAAAAGGGUCCAAUGUUUCUAAAAGUUAAAAUUUUAACUGCUAUACAUUUCCAAUUUAUUUCUUUGUAUAUUUAACAUUUAAACAAAAUAUGAAGGAAUAAUUUCCGAUGUGAUAUUCUCAUAAUGCUGACGAUAUGUUUCAUAUAUCAUUAAUCAAAUAACUUGUGGUGAAUGAAUGUAGUACAAUGAUCACUUACUGUUAUAUAAGUGGGGAACGAAAUAAGUUCCAUUUGUACAGUUAUAUAGUUACGUAUUCACAUAUAAAUGCAUAAUACAUAUACAUAGUUGUAAUAUCAAUAUUAGUGAACUUAAAGUAGAAACAUUUGAAGGUUUAUUAAAAAAAAAAUUGUUGAUUCUUACUAUUAUCCACGUUAGGAAUUAAAAGGUAAAAUACAGUUGUUUUCUGUACAGUCACAAAAUCUGAGUAGACAUAAGAGAACUGUUAGACGUUUUCGCAGCAAAUUAUUCUCUGGUUCGUGGUUUUAUAUUGUAUGUUCGUGUAACAGGGAAUAAACAGUUCUUUAUAUUCAAAUAUAAGAGGUACUCGAAGAAAGAUCGAAAAGAUUUCGUGUAAUUGGUACAUUGAUUAUUAUUGUUCAUUCGUAAAAUCAUUAUCUAUUUAUUAAGACAUGUAUGAUAAAUUUUAAGUAAUUGAUUUUAGAUUUUUCAAUUAUUAAACAUAUCCCAUGAAUGUAAAAGUUUGAAAAGCACUAGGAUCUUUCAACGGUAUCAGAAAUUUGAUAUUACUCAAAGAAACGCUCUCUGUUAGCAUGUUAUUAAUACCUACUACUUCUCAAUUAAUCCGUAUGCAGAAACCACAUAACAUAUUUUAUUAGUAAUGUGUAACAUUAGCAAAAUCAUGUGUUUAAUUCUGCAAUCAAAAGAUCAAUGGUCUAUGCACUGAUAUUUUACUAACAUUGUCUUAUUUAUUCGAAACAUAAAUGAAUA